Molecule: messenger RNA, 1090 nt
Organism: Sceloporus undulatus (fence lizard)
Lineage: Eukaryota; Metazoa; Chordata; Lepidosauria; Squamata; Phrynosomatidae
Product: wiskott-Aldrich syndrome protein-like
Exons: 4
Coding region: 1-741 (246 amino acids)
Source: RefSeq, a predicted model, not a curated record
AUGCCCCCAAAUGUCCUCAAGGGGCCCUCCCUCCGCCUCAGCGCCGGCCUCCCAGCGCCAUCUUGGCCGCGCGUGACGUCGCCGCCGCCGGGCCUCAGGCGCCCUCCUCCUCCUCUCCCUCCUCAGCCCUCCGCACCCCUGACCCCAAAGAAUGGCCGCCCUCGCCGCCUCGGGAGCGCCUUCUUCUUCGCCUCAGCCCUUGCCUCUCCCCGCGGAGGCGAAGAAGAAGGGGCGCCUCUUGACCCCGCUUCCCAGCCCCAGAGGAGGCCUCCCUCCCUCCCUCCCUCCUCCAAUGUUUCAACGCUUCAACACGGGGCCUUUGGACCAGGGCUCAGUGGAUCGACGUCGAAGCGAAACGAACGCGCGUCGAGAGCAGCCCGCAAGCGAAGUCGUGGCGCGAACGAGGCUGGCGCGCAAAGAAAGUGCGCUCGCUCUGAGCUCCCGAAAGUCCAAAGAGGCGCCUUAAUGCCUCUCAGCCAGCGUUUUCAGGGCGGGUUUGGUCGUGGGGAAGCGAUCUGCCUGUAUUCAGGGGAGAACCCCCCGAUUAACACCGACAACAUCUUCCUUGUCCCUUUGAAAGGGAGGGAGGGUCGUCCGGAAGGGGCCUCGAUCGGCAAGGAAGAAAGACCAUCUUUCUCCUGGAGAGGAACCCAAAGUGGCUCGCAGAUAAUAAAAUCAUUGAAAAACACGGGAACUGGUACUCAGAGCGGCUUCACAACAUUAAAGGAACAAUACAAUUAACACUAUUAAUAAUGUUUAAUCUCAGGAUUGGGUCUUUUUUGGAGGGAGAAAGGCAGCAUGGAAGUGAAAUAAAUAAAUUCAACCAAAGACUUGACAAUGAAAACAAAAUUAAAAUCUUGCUAAAACCAUAUCAAACUGUAUUAAAAAUACAGAAGUUUAAAACGCACACACACAAAACCAACCGUUUUCAAACACCUGAAGACCCAACACUUGUUUUGUAUGGCAUGAAUCGCAGCAAAGUAGGACCUCCGUUGGCAGAAUCAUAUACACUCGUCCCUCCACAUUUGUGGAUUUGAUUAUUCAUGGAUUUUAUUGAUAUGUUUGUUCUCUCUAGGACUCUCUAGGUCCU